Messenger RNA from Dama dama (fallow deer), 2570 nucleotides. RefSeq names its product solute carrier family 25 member 34 (gene SLC25A34). Bases 199 to 1113 code for a protein of 304 amino acids. The record is from RefSeq and is a predicted model, not a curated record. The transcript has 5 exons. Lineage: Eukaryota; Metazoa; Chordata; Mammalia; Artiodactyla; Cervidae.
GCAGAGCAGGUGGACUCCCGAGAUAGACCAGGAGCCGCCUGGCAGCCGGCGGCCUCUCUGACCCAGACCUCUGCCCUCCAAGACAUGGCCCCAGGCUCCCUCGAUCCCCAGCCCUGUGGCCUUGCGGGGGUGAAAACAGCCUAAGCACUGCCACUCCAGGGCCCGUGCCCACCCCCGCUGGCCCGUGGCCCUGAGACCAUGGAGACAGUGCCCCCAGCUGUGGACCUGGUUCUGGGUGCUUCAGCCUGUUGCCUGGCCUGUGUCUUCACCAACCCCCUGGAGGUAGUGAAGACACGGCUGCAGCUUCAGGGGGAGCUGCAGGCACGGGGCACCUACCCUCGGCUCUACCGGGGCUUUGUGGCCUCCGUCGUCGCGGUGGCCCGUGCGGAUGGGCUGUGCGGGCUGCAGAAGGGGCUGGCUGCCGGCCUCCUCUACCAGGGCCUCAUGAACGGCGUCCGCUUCUACUGCUACAGCCUGGCGUGCCAGGCCGGCCUCAGCCAGCAGCCGGGAGGCACCGUGGUCGCGGGCGCUGUGGCAGGGGCAUUAGGAGCCUUCGUGGGGAGCCCUGCUUACCUGGUCAAAACGCAGCUGCAGGCCCAGACGGUGGCCGCGAUGGCCGUGGGGCACCAACACCAUCACCAGAGCCUCCUGGGUGCCUUGGAGACCAUCUGGCGGCAGCAGGGCCUGGCAGGGCUGUGGCGGGGCGUGGGGGGUGCCGUGCCCCGGGUCAUGGUCGGCUCGGCCGCUCAGCUGGCCACCUUUGCCUCUGCCAAGGCCUGGGUGCAGGAGCGACAGUGGCUCCCGGAGGACAGCUGGCUGGUGGCCCUGGCCGGGGGCAUGAUCAGCAGCAUAGCUGUGGUCGCUGUCAUGACCCCCUUCGAUGUGGUCAGCACACGGCUGUAUAAUCAGCCAGUGGACGGAGCAGGCAGGGGCAAGCUGUAUGGCGGCCUCGCCGACUGCCUGGUGAAGAUCUGGCGGCAGGAGGGCCCCCUGGCGCUCUACAAGGGUCUGGGCCCCGUCUACCUGCGCCUGGGCCCCCACACCGUCCUAAGCAUGCUCUUCUGGGAUGAACUCCGGAAACGGGCCUGGCAGGGCCAGCACCAGGGCAGCUAGGCGGUGUCCUUCACCCCGACACGGCCGGCCACUUGGCAGGAUGCGAUGGCCCGCUGCAGCUGGGAAUGGCUGUUCCAGAGCCAGCCCAGGCCCAGGCCCUGCCCCGGGUCCGGGGAGAGUAUGGUCAGACAGCUGUGGUCAGCCCAGCCCCUGGGCCCACCUAGGGCCAGCUGUAAUCACCACCCACUCCGUUCUCCAGAGAGUGUUCAUCCUUCUCUGUCCCAGGUUACCUUACCCCAGAGCCUUACCCGUCACAAUAACCACUCCAAGGUGUGAACAGCUCUGUUAGCUGGGUCACAUACAAUAUCAACUUGCUUACACAGUAGGAGGUAGUAAAAUUCUGUCACUGAUGAGGAAGUGGAGGCUCAGAAAGGUGAAGUGCUCUGACCAAAGCCCUGUAGCUUUGAAGGGUCAGAGCUGGAACUGGAACUCACCUCUGCCCACCCCCGACCUGUGCCCUUGGUGAGAGCCAGGACCAUGGGGGCCGGAGUGCCCCUGAGGGAUCACUGCACAUGUCGGGAGGCCCUGGGGAGCACCAUGAGGCCAUGGGUCAUCGUCUGUGUUAGUCUGCCAAGGCCACCAUCACAGAGUUCCUCAGACUAGGCAGCUUAAACCACAGAAUGUUCUUUUCUCACAGUUCUGGAAGCUACAUGUCCAGGGGUUGGCAGGGUUGGUUUCCUCUGAGGCCUCCCUUCUUGGCAUGUAGACACCUGUCUUCUCCCAAGGUCCCGAUAAGGUCUUCCUUCUUUGUGUCUGGGUCCUAAUCCCCUCUUAAAGUGAAAGUGAAGUCACUCAGUUGUAUGCGACUCUGCGACCCUGUGGAUCGUAGCCCACCAGGCUCCUCCAUCCAUGGGAUUCUCCAGGCAAGAAUACUGGGGUGGGAAUACCACUUGCAUUGGAUUAGGCCUCACACUGAUGACCUCAUGUUAACUUAAUUACUUUCUUAAAGACCCCAUCUCCAAAUACAGUCACCUUCUGAGGUUAGAACUUCCCUAUAUGAAUCUGGGGUGUGGGAGGGGACACAACACAGCCCCUCAAAACUAAGGGCUUUUACUGAGGGUCUCCUAGACGCCCAGCACUGUGGGCAUUUGCACAGAUUCUCAUGACAAUUCUGAAAGGUAGCUCUUGACGUGCCCAUUAUUCAGAUGAGCAGACUGAGGUCCCAGGAAAGGAAGCGAAUUCCCCAAGGUAGUGAAGCUGGGUAUCCUCAUCCCGGGCCCUGUCCUUUGUCCAAGCUGCGGCCACACUCCCCCCGUGGGUGUGUCCCUAAGGCACUGACCUCUGUGCUACAGAAGUAGAAGCUAAGUGCCUGAAGGGGCAGGACUGGCUGAGGUCAAGUGGCCUGAACUGCCUUCCCGGCCACACCCAAUGGCUGCAAAGAGCUGCUCUCCAGGCACAUACCUACUGCACACUCCAAACCAAUAAAGUUUUCUAUUUUGUCUACGUCAAUGACUUUG